Helianthus annuus (common sunflower) is the source of this 471-nucleotide messenger RNA. Its product is annotated as leucine-rich repeat extensin-like protein 2. The record is from RefSeq and is a predicted model, not a curated record. NCBI's taxonomy places the organism in Eukaryota, Viridiplantae, Streptophyta, Magnoliopsida, Asterales, Asteraceae. The transcript has a single exon. The coding region runs from base 1 to 471 and encodes 156 amino acids.
AUGGAUGAACCAUACAUCCAGGCGGUAACUCCACCGCCAUUGCCAGUUGAGGAACCACCUCAACAACCACCACAACCACCUCCUGAGCCACCAAGGCGAAGGAGGAACGCACGGAUGUCCGUGCGAGGGGGGCCGAGAUUCAGUUCCCCACAAGCUUCGAGCACUUACCCUCCAAUCCAUGAAGAUCCACAAAUGGGUGGACCUUCUCACGCGGUGCUGGAAAAUAAUCCCCCGCCGGUUACCUUUGCUCCACCAUCACCGCCAAUGGGUUAUGAAAACCCAAUACCUACUUACCCAGGUUCGCCUGGGUAUAACCCUUUUGAGUAUCAAGCUCCUGCCCAGGAUCCAUAUCUUAAGGCAGCUCAAUAUAAUGCCCUUUACCCCUCACCGUUUCCUCCGACAUACCCAACUGGAUAUCCUGCGCAAGGGUAUCAAUACCCUCCAUAUCAGCAGCAACCUCCACCUCCAUAA